Messenger RNA from Archocentrus centrarchus (flier cichlid), 4318 nucleotides. It is a transcript of the gene ctdspl2b, whose product is annotated as CTD (carboxy-terminal domain, RNA polymerase II, polypeptide A) small phosphatase like 2b. NCBI's taxonomy places the organism in Eukaryota, Metazoa, Chordata, Actinopteri, Cichliformes, Cichlidae. The record is from RefSeq and is a predicted model, not a curated record. The transcript has 13 exons. Gene Ontology annotation, molecular function: phosphatase activity. The coding region runs from base 388 to 1860 and encodes 490 amino acids.
GUCGCCAGGUAAAGCCUGCUAGCAUCCAUUGGAGCCAACGUCCAAAUUUGGCAUUCCCCAAUUGAGCUGUGCUAGGUUCGUAUCUGCUCGCUACGACCGUCGUUUCCAUGUAAUAGGGUGUUAAUCUGGACGUGACUGUGUACCUCAGCAGAUAAGUGCAUCAGCUACAUUGUCUGAAGGUAACAGUGACAGCAGUAGCAGGUAAAAUUGAUAGCUUCACUAUGUCGGGUGUUUUGAUUAACGAUGUCCGAGUUUCCGCUGACAAGCAUGCAGGCUUUAAUGCUGUUUGGGUGAAGCCGUCCACCAAACUUCACACAAAUUGGAUGACUGAUGCUUCUUUUCAUUGAGUCAACAUAUUGCUUUUAACGUCAUUUCACUCAAGUUACGAUGCCGCACUGGCUCGCAGACGCCUUACAUGUGACUGCUAAAACAAUGAGGCUGAGAAUGCGUAAGGCGUCUCAGCAACCGAACCCCACUCUGGCAAGCCGCCCAUCCCGAACCAAGCGGAGGCAUUCAGAAGUAGAAGAGGACACUCCCACUACUGGGAGGGGAUUGUUCUCCACCAUCAAGAAGUUUAUCAGAGGAAAUGCUGUAAAGGUUCAGGAGGAAAGCCCAGCCAAGAAGACACGCCUCCACUGUGAUGUGGACAACAACCUGAUCACCUCCACACCCACAAACGCCAACACCCCCCGGAGGAAUAUAAGCAGAGUUGGCAGGAGAGGAUCCGUCAAUGGACAGGCAACCAAUCACGACAGGAGUAAAGAGAAGCCCAAUGGUAGCCUGGAAGAGACGACGGCGGUUGAGGUGACCAGCAGCCCUCCCAGAACGACCCUUCUCGGGACGAUCUUCUCCCCUGUUUUCAAUUUCUUCUCACCAGCUAAGAAUGCCUCUUCUGGCUCGGACUCUCCAGACCAAGCUUUAGAGGCCGAGGAGAUAGUCAAGCAGCUGGACAUCGAGCAAGCCGUGGAGACGCCCACCAGCACAGCUACAUCCACACAGGAACUGUGUGUCACCACCAACUUCUACUCGAGCGUCUCGCAGCUCCCACCCCUGCGACCCCCGCACAUCCUCGAGGCUUCUCCCACAACAGAAGUAGAGUUGGAUACGGACCCUGACCUCCCCCCUCUCACAGCUCCGGGCUCCAGUCCAGAUAUGACACAUAUGGACACUCUUCCAGCUGCAGUACCACCAGAGGUAUCCUAUGAGGAAGACUGGGAAGUGUUUGACCCGUAUUUCUUCAUUAAGCACGUUCCUCCACUGACAGAGGAGCAGCUCACCCGUAAGCCAGCCCUGCCACUGAAGACGCGCAGCACGCCAGAAUUCUCUCUGGUCCUAGACCUGGAUGAAACUCUGGUGCACUGCAGUUUAAAUGAGCUGGAGGAUGCAGCACUUACCUUUCCUGUCCUCUUUCAGGAUGUCAUUUAUCAGGUGUAUGUGCGCCUGAGGCCAUUCUUUAGAGAGUUUCUGGAACGCAUGUCUCAAAUAUAUGAGAUCAUCCUCUUUACAGCCUCUAAAAAGGUGUAUGCAGACAAACUGCUCAACAUCUUGGAUCCUAAAAAGCAGCUUGUGAGACACAGGUUGUUCCGUGAGCAUUGUGUCUGUGUCCAGGGAAACUACAUCAAAGAUCUCAACAUUUUAGGAAGAGAUCUGUCAAAGACCAUCAUUAUUGACAAUUCACCACAAGCCUUUGCGUAUCAGUUGUCCAAUGGAAUUCCCAUAGAGAGCUGGUUCAUGGAUAAGAAUGACAAUGAGCUUUUGAAGCUGGUGCCCUUCCUCGAGAAGUUGGUUGAGAUGAAUGAGGAUGUGCGGCCGCAUGUUCGGGAGAGGUUCCGGCUUCAUGACCUGUUACCACCUGACUGAAGCCACCCACAGGCUCUGAAAAGGGGACAACAUGAAAAAAACUGAAAACGUGCGUGUAAAAAGCCUCUCUUUGGAUUACAAACUACAACAUUGCCAUUACUUUUACAAAUUUUAGCCUUUUUUUGUUUGUGUUUAAAUCCACCAUUGCUUUAAAAAAAAAAAAAAAAAAAAAACUUCUAAAGAAAACCUUUUUAAAAGAUCUGGGUGAGAUUUUCUAAAAAUCUAAACAUAUAGAUGAAAUUACACACACUAUGGACAAGCCCAGGUUGACUCCUCUUUUUUGAGGGGGCUCUCCAGCUGUGGAGCCAGAUAUCAGCUCCACACUAAAUUCUGAAGUCUUGGUGCUGGUUUAGUGGAUUUGAAAACGCCACUUGGUAUAGAGGAACUCCACCUUCCCUGAACCCAGACCAACCCUCUGGUGCUCACGCUGUUGAUAACUGACGAUAAGACACUCUGUGGCUACAGACCAUUUUCAACAGGAAUGACUGGCCUCUAAAUCAAUCUGUGCAUGUGUGUACGUUUACUCCUAGCCACACACACUCACUGAUUUGGUUGUUUGGGCAAACCUACAAACUGUAGCCUUGAAAAUCAUAUGCAUUCCUCUGUAGCUAAUGUCAACUUUCUGUUGUUGGUUGCAGUUUUAUUCUGGUAAAACUGGUGUUUUUUUUUUUUUUUUUUUGUUUAUGUUUUUGAAGCUAAGGUUAACAAUGUUUCAUUUCAGUUUGUAAGAUAUAUUUUAAAAGGGUCAUGUAAGUUUCAUUGUAAACCUUUCCCCAUUUAAAACAUGUAAAUGACAGUCCACUGCAUAGUCAAAUAAAGUGGGAUGAAUCCAGGACUUUAUACCUUGUUCUUGUUCUGAGGUUUAAAUGAAUGUGUGGACGCGACAUGGCUCCUUGAUUUUUUUUUUAAAUGUUAAGAUUAAGAAUCAUGUUACCUGUAAAUCUGACACAUUGUAAUGAUUUAAGGGCAUUCAUUCUCAAAGUGAUGUCAUCGUUAACUUUUCUUUUUAAUAAUUUGUCAUUCGUAUGUAAUCAGUAUUGUCUUUGGCUCCAUAUCAAGUAUUCUCGCUAAAUCUGAUCUUUUAGUUGUCAUGUGUAAUUUGAUGGUUAUAUCAGUAGCAUUAUGACUAAUGUAGCACACCUCUGCCAGUGUGUCAUAAAGUCUACUCGUGGUAGAAAAUCUAUGGCCAGACUGUGUACCAGCCAUAUCUGGCACCAGCAGCGUACUCUUACCGUCAGCUUCAGACUGCUCCUCUGCCUGUUUCAUGUUUUGUUUUUUUUUUUUUGUUUUGUUUUUUAAGCAUUUGUUCAGUGUUUCGCUGUCUAAAGAAUUGUUUAAGAAUGGUAACUAAAUGAAUGUGUUUUUUGCCCAACAACUUCAGCCUGGACUCUCAAGCCAAUCUGAUGUUUUACUCCUCGGUUAUUUCAGUGUAAUUUAUUGAUGGUGAAACGCACAGUAGGCAGAUGUGUUGCUCACGUGUCGGCCACCGUACAAGCCUAAACUUGGGAGGUCGCACAAUCUCAAAAGCCUGUCACUCACACAAGCCUAUGACAGUUUGGCACAGUUUUUCUUUAGUUCUCGUUUGAAUCUUAAGUGCAUUUUAUGUUAAGGCAGAUGUGUGUUUGGGUUACUUGUAUAGUGCCAUACAACACAGGUUCUUCCUCGUGGCUUUUCUCAUGCUCCCACCCAUAAAAUGCUUCACUGGAAAGAGACAAUCAAACCUCCAAGCUUUGCAGAUGCUGAAACAUGAAUAUGCCCACCCUUCCUCCCUCGUCCACCUUCCCUCCCACAGUGUGCAGUAUGUGUCGUGUAUUGUGAUGCUGUUUGAGUUGUGCGCUGUGUGUAAAUUGGCCAGGUGAAUCCUGCUCUGCCCAAACAAUCCCUGCUGCUCACAUUGCACAGGUUAUUUUCUGAAGUACUUUCUGUUCUUGCUGUUUAUUUUGCCUUUCUCGCUAGAAGUUAGUAGCUCUCCAGAACUUAAAAUCUGCUUGGCCACAACAGUGUUUGCUCUGACAUAAUGUUAUGAGUACACAUGUCCAGACUAUGAAUGUAAAUUGUACAUGGGGGUGAAGGCUAAAGUGUCUUUCUAUUAUUCCACGCUGUUAUCUCCCCAUUCAGAGGCAAAAACAAUGAGCUUGGUAUAGGAGACAAGUCUUGAGCACCUAUCAUGGUAGCUGCUGCCCUCAACCCACCCACCCUCCUCUUGUCCCCGUGAUCGUUCACCAUCCUGACGUCUUGUAUUAUGCAAGCCUCACUUUGAGUGUCGAGCUGGUGCGCUCAUCUUCUUAGUGGGCUGUGUGAUUAUGUAAAAUUGUCAGUCAUGGCUUUUAUUCUGAAGGGUCAACAGGAGGCAUUUAAUUCAUUUCAUCCAGCUCAUUUUUAUGUGCAUUACCAGUUUAUUGUACACUGAGUGUUGUACAAUACAUGCAGCUUCAUCUUUAAAAAAAAAAAAAAAAAA